Caenorhabditis elegans is the source of this 1965-nucleotide messenger RNA. RefSeq lists its product as uncharacterized. The transcript is spliced from 7 exons. The record is from RefSeq and is marked reviewed. Bases 492 to 1799 code for a protein of 435 amino acids. Lineage: Eukaryota; Metazoa; Nematoda; Chromadorea; Rhabditida; Rhabditidae.
UCUAAUCCUUCAGGAAAGUAUUCCACAAAUAAUAAAAAUUGCCUUGUUGUUCGAAAACCUUUCGCCAAAUUCCAGUUUACCCACUCCCAAUUUUAAAAUCGAAUGUACUUUUUAUAUUUUUGACCAGAGUUCUUUUCUAGAAAACUUUGUAUAGAAGUAUAAAUAUACCGCGCUGCCAUUUGGUUAGUGGAAACUAAAUCAAAACUUUUUUGCUGAACUCAGUCAAAUUCCAAAAUUGCAAUUUUCACUGAUAAUUAUAUCAGACAUUUCAUGAAAUUAUAACACCUUAAAAUAAUCAAAGUGUGUGGUCCAUUGAUUACCUUAUCAUUGUUCAUCCGACUCAUCAUGUUUCCCACUUCAGAGUUUCAAUUCCGCCUUGAAUAAACAGUUUUUCUGUUUGUCUGAGUAUCUUAUUCAUACCAAUCUCUUACCUUUAUUGUACAUUCACAUUCCCUUUGUAUACUUGCUCUCAACAAAUUAUUCACUCCAAAAUGUCCUAUUAUGAACCAUAUUCAAGUCGGCAGAGAAUGUUACCUAACACACCAGACAAUUAUGACGAUGCAUCAGAUCACCCACAGUUUGCUUCGCGGAGUGGCUCGUCUAGUUUACAAUCUUCGCUGUCCAAAAGAGCCAACUCGACGCGAAGAAGCUUGAAAGAGCUCAGCGAAGGAGUUCAACAACGUUUUCAGCCAAUUACACACGGAAGAUCGUUGCAGAGAAUUACGGAAGAUGAUUCGCCUUCUACUCCAACAGCCCCUCCACGCCCAAAUCGACAACUUUAUCGAAAUUCCAUUGAUCAUCUAAGCAUGUCAGAAGGAGCUUUAAAACAGCAGACAUCAGAAGAAAGCCCGUCGGAAGUGUCAGAAGGGCAAAGAUCAAAUUGGAGUCAGUCAGUUGUUAAAAUUGAGAAUGCACUUCAUCGGAAUUAUUACACUAUUGCUUAUUCAAUUGUCAUUAUUGCGUACUUUGCCGGAUUCGCUGAAUAUUUGUAUUUCCGUCUGACGUCACUCAUUGUACCGGAGCACCUUGUUUUCCAUCCGCCGUGUGAAGGAAAAGCUACACGAAAAAUAGGAAAAGAUGGAUUUCACUACGGAAUAUCCAUUUGUGCAUUUAUCGGUGUUGCCACAUUUCAGCUCAUGUGCUUUUUUGGGCUCACAAUAUCUGAAAAGUGGACUCAAUCAAAAGAGAAUCCACGUGAGAGUAGACGAGCUGCUCAAAGAGAAGAGUUUGCACUUUUUGUGAGAACAAUGAUAUCUUCUACAAUGUAUCGUGUUUUCUUAUGCUAUGGAAUCUGUUCAUUGAUCAACUGUGCCAUUAUUUUCUACAUGGUUGGAAUUCAAGAUUCUCUUGGUGACGUUGUCAGCACAAUAUUCCUUUAUGUUUUUGAUGCUGUUGUUAUUCUCUACUUCAUUGCAUUUCCAUUGACAACAGUCAUAUAUCACCCAUAUGUUCAUUGCUUUAGAAGAAGAGGCGCUCCUGCUCGAUUCACACUGCCUGAUGUUGGACAAAGAACUCAGACAUCUACACUAGAAAGCAAUAUUAGUGGUCUAGAAGAAGCAAUGGGAAAAGCUACUGGCGGAACUCCUCCUGUUCACAGAAAUCCAAGUCCUCCUGUAAUUCCAUCAUUGAAUUUUUCACGACAAGAUCCUCUUCGACAAGGUCAUCGUUCAACUGGCUCUAUUUCAACAGACAUUCCAGUUCUUGAAGAAUAUCUUCAUUCACCACGUCGACAACUUCCACAACCCCGUCUUGCCGUCGAAGAGAAUCUCGAUGAUGAACGUAUCACGACUUUUGUUUGAAAUAUUCCUUUAUUUAUAGUUUAAAAUUUGAUCUCGUUUCGGUUUGAAAAGUUUUAAUAUCGUCAUACAAUGUCGGGUUUUUAAUGCUUCAUAUUUAGUUCAGUUCUGCUUCUUGUCAUCUCGGUUCACCAAAUAAAUCAAAUUUCAAUAAAACUGAAUCUUUAAA